Messenger RNA from Caenorhabditis remanei, 558 nucleotides. RefSeq lists its product as uncharacterized. The record is from RefSeq and is a predicted model, not a curated record. The transcript is spliced from 3 exons. Gene Ontology annotation, cellular component: cytoplasm. Bases 1 to 558 code for a protein of 185 amino acids. Gene Ontology annotation, molecular function: adenine binding; AMP binding; adenine phosphoribosyltransferase activity. Gene Ontology annotation, biological process: adenine salvage; AMP salvage. Lineage: Eukaryota; Metazoa; Nematoda; Chromadorea; Rhabditida; Rhabditidae.
AUGACGCUGCCACGCUUCGAUCAAAUCCGUCCGAAAAUCGAAAAGCAUAUCCGGGAGGUGAAGGAUUUUCCGAAGAAGGGAAUCAACUUCCGUGACAUAAUGCCAUUAUUCACAAAUCCACAACUCGUUAAUGAACUCUGUGUUGUGAUUGCUGAUCAUGUUCGUCAUUCUGUCGGACACGUUGAUUCAGUUGCCGGUUUGGAGGCACGUGGUUUCCUUUUCGGGCCGCAAGUAGCCAUUCAACUGGGAGUUCCAUUCGUACCAAUUCGAAAGAAGGGAAAACUUCCAGGAGCAACAAUCGAAGCAUCGUAUCAAAAAGAAUACGGAGAGGAUAUUGUUGAGAUUCAAGAGGGAGCAAUCAAACAAGGAGAUGUCGUUUUUCUGAUUGAUGAUUUAUUGGCAACUGGAGGCACUCUUCGGGCUGCUGCAAACUUGGUCGUGAAAGCCGGUGGAAAAGUUGGUGAAGCAUUCGUUCUGAUCGAAUUAGCUCCAUUGAACGGCCGUGCAAAAAUUCCCGAUGUCAACUUGACCACACUUAUCUCAUAUGACAGUGCUUGA